Nematocida minor is the source of this 3237-nucleotide messenger RNA. RefSeq lists its product as uncharacterized. NCBI's taxonomy places the organism in Eukaryota, Fungi, Microsporidia. Bases 1 to 3237 code for a protein of 1078 amino acids. The record is from RefSeq and is a predicted model, not a curated record. The transcript has a single exon.
AUGAAAAAUCAGAAAGUAAGGAGAAUACUGAAUGCGGCAGGCAUAGCCCUUAUUUUCUUUGUCACACAGUGCAGAGGAAGUGGAAAUGCAGAUGAUGGGAAAAGCAUAUGGGAUGCUGUAGGCCAAUUUAUAGCAGAGAACAAUUUGGAAAAUGUAAUGGAAGGCCAAGAAAGCCCAGCUAAAAUAGUAGGCAAUGAUAUGCCUGGGACAUCUAACAAUGGAGAUAUAGUGAUGAUAGGCAAUGAUAAUAUGUUCUUUGAUCCAAUAUAUAAUAUGCCUGGGUCAUCUAAGAGUGGAGAUGCAAUGAUGGGUAGUAAAGAAGUAGACCUUGAUGAUCUUGUGCUAGAUGAGAAUGGACCUAAUAUAUGGAAUCCAUUAACAACUACAGAAAAAUUUAGAGACAUGUAUGAGAUACACCCACAGCCUGAAGAGGAUUUUGGUGAUAGCAGAAACGCCUUUAAUUCAGUGCAUACUGUGUAUGAUCUGCAAAAUGAAGCAGAUAGAAUCGAUAAUGAUGAAAUCACUAUUAUUGAACCAGAUAAAUUUAAUGGAGCUCAAAAGAGAGUGGAAUAUAGGCAGAUGCAACAACAGCGUAUAGAUGCUUUUAAUCAAGAAAAUAAUAUGAUUGUGCCAUCUGUAGAUGGACACAGAGCAAUGAAAGAGCACACAGAUCAUAUGCUAAGCAUGGAUGAUGCAUCUAUGCUCGAUCCAGAGAAAGACAAAAAAGUUAAACUUAUUAUAUACAGAAAAAGAAAAGCAGAGGUAGCACCAGAUCCAUCUAAUUCUCAUUAUGAAUUAAGGGAAAAGAAAAAAAGAGAUAAAAUGACAACACUCAAUACAAAUCUAUGGAAUAACUUAAGACUAACCAAUAAAAGAAGAGAAAGCAGCUACUCCCUGCAUGUAACACUGUAUACGUCUGAUAGAUAUAGAUGCUUUUUUAACUCUUCUAAAGACAUAAAAACACUAACUAAAUCUAUUGAGAAAAAUAUUAAAGAAGAAAUAAAAAUCUUCUAUGACGUAGUUAAAAAGAAUAAUUUAAUAGAGAAGAAUGAGGUAUUGUACCUUGUCGCAAGUAGAUCUGUAAACCUAAAUACAAAGUAUGGGGAUCUUCUGUGGCUAGAUGCAUUUCUCAAUGAUGCAGAAAACAUUGAGUAUAGAGAACUAGUAGAAACAUUUAAGGGAUAUUAUCCUAAUGUCUUUAAAGAUUUGCGGGCAUACGUGGAUAAGUAUAAACCAUUGAUAACUGAUGAUUUCUCUGCAACUGAGUGGAAUGAAACUUUGGGAGACAUCUAUAUGCGAGAAGACUUAGAUCUAAACUAUGAAAUGGUCGGCGAUCAAAAGAAGAUUAGUAAGCUAGACAGUAACUAUUAUGCACUGGCAUAUGCUCUGCGUAUGAUCCUUGCACUGCCUGAGGUAUGCCAGGACUUUUCUCAGGUUCGCAUGAGUCUUAUAAAACAAACUCAAAUAUAUGCAGAAAAGUCUAAAGACGAAUCAGCCCAGCUAGUUCUAUCAUCUCUGUGCACAUUGGCAAAGGAGUCUCCAGCGAAUGCUAAAACAAUGGAAAAUGUGUAUAAAGAUAUUUACAAUGCUCUUCAUUUCAUGUACCGGAAAGAUGUACAAUAUGAGCCAACAGUGUCUGAGCUAUACAAGAAUGUAUAUACAAUUCUCGCAGACUUCUAUGAAAAAGCAACAAUCUGUGACGAAGAUAAAUACAUCUUGCUGGGCAAGUGUGUAAUAAAGCACCAGGUGUAUACUAGAUGUGCAAAAACCUUAGGAUUUACGCCAGAUGGCUCUUUUGGUCUGGCUUUUGAUCCUGAGUACUCUCCAGAGAAAGGGAACACAUGGAUAAUUCCGCUCGACAUACAACUGCAUUACCAUGUGUACUAUGUGGACAAUGAAGAAAGAUGGUCUAGAAAGCUGUGCAUGCCCAUAUAUACAGAAAGAGGAAGCAAUGAAAAACACUACAUACACACAAUUGGCGAUAUAGUAGAGUAUACAAAGAGACUGUAUGGCAUAGAGAAAGAUAUUGUGCAUCCUUUCAAAGUAAGAAAAGGAACUAGAGAGUGGUCGUACAUUGAGAAGGGAGACGAAAGAAAUCUGACAGUGAAAGAUCUAGAAGAGUAUGAAGUAGUGUUCUACCGCAUUGAAGAAGAUCUGGCAACGACAGAGUUUAUAUUUGCAGAGUUUUGGCCGCUAUCUCACGAAAGUGAAAAGAGAAUUCGCAUUCCGCUGUUUUUUACACGUUUGAUGCUGGAUGCAGAAGACCUCGGGCCCUUUAAAAAGAAGGGCAUCCAUGCAAAGAUAAACACAGCAGCGAGAUUUAGAGAUAUAGUGCCUAAUGUGUACGAGUUUGAUGUUGCUUACAAAAAGGAUGAAUACUCUAAUGUGCAUGGAUACUACAAAAAUCUGUGCAUAAUGCCAGAUGAAGAAAAGACGCCCUCUCUGGACUGCUACAUUAUGGCCUAUCGAACAGGUCUAGAGAACAACUCUGUCAAAGUUGUGUGGUAUGUGAACAUGACGAAAGGCGCCAAUGCAUAUACACACUGCUUAAUGAACAAAAAUUUCAGAGAAGAUCCAGAGAAAGUUAAACAAUUUUUCGAUGUGCUGGAGUCGAGAAAGUACAAUAGAGAUAGCACACUGCAGAGCAUUUGGCUGAAAAAUAGCAAUAUGGAAGACAUCAAGUCAAAAGACCAGGCAGAGAAGAUAUAUACAUGGCAGGUGGAAGAUCAAAAAGAGAAAGAGGCUGCUAUCGAAGAGGAGAGUAUAACUAAGAUGAAAAAUAAAACUAAGAUAAAUAAUAGAACUAAGGAGGGCAAAAAAAAACUAAAGACAAAGUUGAAAACAGAAAGAGAAAAAAUAAGAGCAGAAGUUAUAAAUUUUAAUAAAACAAAUAAAAUGCUGAAUAGACUACUAGGUCUAGAAGAAGAAAUAGAAGAACUGAAAAAAUUGGGAAAAAUCAAAGAGCUAGAAGAGCUAAAAAGAGCAGAAGGUAUUACCAAUAACACCAGUGAAAUAAAAAAAUUGGAAAAAAAAAAGAAAGCAACAAACACUAGAAAAUAUACAGCAACAAAAAGACUAAAAGCUGCAAAUAAAGAACUGCAGGAAGCAAUAUCUGAAAAGCCAUACAAGAUGAUAGAUCUUAUAGUGUUCCGCAAUGUGAACACCAGCAAGUCCAAUCUGGGAGUGCAUAACGAGAUUCUUGAUAGUUUUAUUACAUUGUAUAAAAAGUGUAAGUAA